Messenger RNA from Adineta steineri, 1524 nucleotides. The record is from the annotation of a GenBank genome assembly. Lineage: Eukaryota; Metazoa; Rotifera; Eurotatoria; Adinetida; Adinetidae.
AUGACACAACAAUUAGGAAAUGACGGAAACACUCAUUCACCAUCUGUCAUUCCGAAAACACAAAAGAUCGCUGACGUACAAAAUAUUGAUACACCUGUUAAUGAUGGAAAACAAAGUGAUGAUGAACAAGAUAAUGGAGAUCAUGGUAUCAGUAAUAAUACCAGGAAAGAAAAUAAUGUGGAAAUGAAGGAGACAGAUAAGAAAUACUACUGUGAAUUCUGUGCGUCUGGCGGAUUUAAUAAAAAGGUGGGCCUUUCACAGCAUAUGACACAUAGGCAACUUAACGAGUAUAAUGCCACUAUUGAAGUUCCGAUGAAAACGCGAUUGUGGACUCGCGAUGAUAUGUUGAUAUUAGCAGGGCUUGAAGCUAAUCCCACCUUCAUAGAGACGAUAAAUUCGAAUUCAGCUCUUGCGUUGAAAUUGCCAUCAAGAUCACGAGAAGCCACAAAGAAACGUCGACAAAACGACAGAAUACAAGACGCUGCUACAACAGAAUCAACAAUUGUAAAUUCACUUACUAUCGCGAAUGAUAGUAUAAAUGUAAAUAAUGAUUCCGGUAAUCACAGCUCUAAUGACAGAUCUCAAGGUACUCAAAUAGGAACUAGUAAUGAAUCUUAUCCCGAUAUUCGUCAGUAUAUAAAAACCAAUAUCGUGAAGGGAAGAAUUCGAUUAUGUCAAACAAUGUGGGACGCUAUGACGCAUUAUGUCAAUGACGUGCCAAAUUCUGAUCCAGUCAAUGAGUCACUGAUUGGAAUACAUCAAGCGACGAAUAGUGUUCAAUCGUCUCAAUCACACAAGGACGAUAGACAAACAAUUGAGAGCAAACUACGCAGCGCAACAUCAAUUCCAAAAGCUCAGAUAUAUGCGCAUCAUCAACGUUUAUUUAAAAAGAACAAAUCGAAGUUAGCGUCAGAAAUCUUCGGCGGUGUUGAUAAUUCUGCACUCAAACCACGUAUGUCCGUAGCUUACGAACAUUAUCGAAACAUCUGGACAAUUGAUACUAAGGAUGCUGUUUUAUUUAAACCACAAGCCUCGGUAGGAUUCGACGUUCUUCUUGCACCAACAACCCGCGAGGAGAUUGCCUUGGCAAUAGAACACACAAAGAAUGAUACAGCCCUAGGUCCAGAUCGACUGUCACUAACAGAUAUUAAACGUAUAGCGAAGAAAGAGCUAUGGUGUGCAUAUAACAUCUGGCUUGGUUACAGGCGAAUACCCGAUUCGCUUAAAAUCAACCGGACUGUUCUUCUGCCGAAGGGAAAGGACAAUCUAGAUAACAUCAAAAACUGGCGUCCGAUCACCAUAGCAUCGCCACUACUUCGAUUAUAUAAUAAGAUAUUAGCGCGUCGCAUGCAGAAUGUAUUUCGCACCAAUUCAAAGCAAAAAGGUUUUAAACCAUUGAAUGGUGUUGGUCAGAAUGUAGCUCUCCUUCACAAUCUAUUAAGACAUGCACGUACCAACAAGAAUAAUCUUUUUGUGUGUCUACUAGAUGUGAGCAAGGCUUUUGAUUCAGUACCUCACGAAUGA